AUGACCGGAUUCCUGGACAAAGAAGUUUUCGGUAAUUAUAUGCUGCCCUCGGCCGUCUUGGGCUUGUUUGUGAUUCUGAUAUGGUGUUGGUCGACAAAAUCGACAAUCCCAACUGUCAACUCAUAUUCUGGCGAUAUCGCUUUGAAGAAGGCCCAUUCGGAAUUUAUGACAAACGCUAGGGGCCUGAUCAAAGAAGGAAUUGAGAAGUUCAACGGCCCGUUUCGAAUUAUCACCACUCUUGGCUCCAGAGUCAUUCUCCCAGCAUCUUAUACGGAAUGGCUGAAGAAUUGUUCCGAUUUAGAUCACCAGGAGCUGGUCCAUGACGAAUAUUUCGCAGCGUACCCUGGCAUGGAGGGACAGAAGGUUGUCACUGAUCCGAGGAAGAUUCUCAUCGACGUCACCAAGAAGAAAUUGAAUCAGAAUAGUCAGUGUGAAUUGUUCUCAGAUCACCUCGCAGAGGGCCUGAAAGAAAUCUGGAUGGAAGACUAUGACUGGCAAGCCGUUGAUUGGUCUCAGCACGUUAUUCGUUUCGUUGGGCGAAUGUCGGCAUCUGUCUUCGUCGGCCCGGAACUAGCUCGUGAUCCUAAAUGGCAGGAGCUUAUUAUGGCGUCUACUUUGAAUACCUUUAUGGGAGUUCGAUCACUCCGCGCCUGGCCUGCUUUCCUCCGCCCAAUUGUUCAUUGGUUCUUGCCAGAACUCAAACAAUGCCGGAAGCAAAUGCGCCUCGCUCGUUCUAUGCUGCAGCCAAUCUUCGAGCAAAGGGCUUACAGCAAAUCCACCUCCUCUGAAAGCCAUAAGGCAGAAAAGUUUGAUGAUACUAUACAAUGGCUCGAGGAGGUUGCUGCUGGCCGCCCCUACGAUGCCGCUGCCGCGCAAAUAGCAUUUGCAAUUAGCGCAAUGCACACAACUUCUGAGCUACUCAAGCAAGCCUUGUUGGACAUUUGCAUGCAUCCAGAAUUGAUUCCAGAUAUCAGAUAUGAAGCAAGUAAGGCAGUUGAAGAUAGUGGAUGGUCGACUGCUGGCGUUUUCAAAAUGAAGCUUCUCGACAGUGUUGUGAAGGAGACACAAAGGCUGAAGCCUGGAUCAUUAGUGAAUCUGGAGCGAAAGGUGUUGCGGGACGUUGUCCUUCCAAAUGGCAUGACGAUUCCCCGUGGAACUAACAUUGCCGUUGAUUCGUCUAUGAUGUGGGAUCCCGCUAUCUAUCCCGAUCCUUUUGUUUAUGACGGCUACCGUUUCCUUCGGCUACGUGAAUCUGGCAAUACAGGUGCAGCAUUAGCUUCUUCGAGCCCGGAGCAUAUCGCCUUCGGGAUUGGGAAGCCAAUCUGCCCUGGUAGGUUCUUUGCCAGUAAUGAAGUCAAGAUUGCACUGGCCAAGAUUCUGUUGACUUACGAUGUUCGACUACCGGAAGGAACCAAGCCAAAGGUUGUUGAAAUGGGAUUUGAAAUGUUGAGCGACUUGAGCGCGAAGUUGGAAAUUAGGAAACGACCGGGCUUGUAA
Messenger RNA from Penicillium cosmopolitanum, 1497 nucleotides. RefSeq names its product cytochrome P450. NCBI's taxonomy places the organism in Eukaryota, Fungi, Ascomycota, Eurotiomycetes, Eurotiales, Aspergillaceae. The transcript has 6 exons. The record is from RefSeq and is a predicted model, not a curated record. Gene Ontology annotation, molecular function: iron ion binding; monooxygenase activity; oxidoreductase activity, acting on paired donors, with incorporation or reduction of molecular oxygen. Bases 1 to 1497 code for a protein of 498 amino acids.